Camelus dromedarius (Arabian camel) is the source of this 5934-nucleotide messenger RNA. RefSeq names its product diacylglycerol kinase gamma (gene DGKG). Gene Ontology annotation, molecular function: ATP-dependent diacylglycerol kinase activity; calcium ion binding. The coding region runs from base 574 to 3099 and encodes 841 amino acids. Gene Ontology annotation, cellular component: plasma membrane. The transcript has 26 exons. Gene Ontology annotation, biological process: diacylglycerol metabolic process; lipid phosphorylation; intracellular signal transduction. The record is from RefSeq and is a predicted model, not a curated record. Lineage: Eukaryota; Metazoa; Chordata; Mammalia; Artiodactyla; Camelidae.
UGAGAGUGGCAGCUGGACUUGCCCGCUGCGAGGGGCAGGGCGCCGCAGUGCCGUAGUAGUGAGCAGCCGAGGCGCACCUCUUGGGAGUCGCGGGUACUGGGGCCGGCAGAGACCCCCGGCGCUGCCUAACCCCAACCGGGCAGCCCGAGCUCCGUGGCACCCAGUCGCGCUCCAUCCCCCUCCCCAGGAGGGCUGCGCGGGCGGGAAGACGCCCAGACGCCAGCUUCGGUCCCCUUUCAGCCUCUCGGUUCCUCUUUCCACCCAAGUAAGGGAAUAAGCCCCGAGGAAGGAGCGCUCCGCAGAAUCGCGCAACCAAGUGUUGCAUGCUGAGGAGGAGCAAAGACUUCUGAAUUUACCUUGUCUACAAACUGAAGGAUGUUUCCUGAGAAAUAUCAGAGGUCUUCAUCUGCUGAAAGGUGCCCGCAGCUGCCGUAGACACUUGGGUCCUUGAGAAAUCUCCUGAAGGGCUUGUCCAUUGUGUACCUGCAAUGAACCAAGCCCCAGGCUGGGCCUCGGCUUUAGCCUGGUGAACAAAACUCUGUCCCUAAGCUCACGUGCUCACAUCCAGCAAAGAUGAGUGAAGAACGGUGGGUCUCCCUCACUCCAGAAGAAUUUGGCCAACUCCAGAAAUACACAGAAUAUUCUACCAAGAAGAUAAAAGACGUCUUGGCUGAAUUUAAUGAGGGUGGGAGCCUCAAACAAUAUGGCCCACAUGAGCCAAUUAGCUAUGAUGUCUUCACGCUGUUCAUGAGGGCAUACCUGGAGGUGGACCUUCCUCAGCCACUGAGCACACACCUCUUCCUGGCCUUCAGCCAGAAGCCCAGACAGGAGACCCCUGACCACCCAAAGGAGGGGGCCAGCAACAGCGAGGCCAGUGGCCCAGAUUCCGACAUACAGAAUGCAGAUAAUGCUGCCAAAGCAGACGAGGCCUGUGCCCCAGAUACGGAAUCAAAGAUGACCGAGAAGCAAGUGCCAGCUAAAGACCAAGCGGCUGCGACCCCUCUGGGAAACCCUGUUGUUCAGUCUCCAGGCUCAGAAUCCCCCACAGUGUACCUGAAGGACGUCGUGUGUUACCUGUCCCUGCUGGAGACGGGGAGACCUCAGGAUAAGCUAGAGUUCAUGUUUCGUCUCUAUGAUUCAGAUGAGAACGGUCUCCUGGACCAAGCGGAGAUGGAUCAUAUCGUCAACCAAAUGCUGCACAUUGCCCAGUAUCUCGAGUGGGAUCCCACGGAGCUAAGGCCUAUACUGAAGGAGAUGUUACAAGGGAUGGACUACGACCGGGACGGCUUUGUGUCUCUCCAGGAGUGGGUCCACGGAGGGAUGACCACCAUCCCAUUGCUGGUCCUCCUGGGCAUGGACGACUCUGGCUCCAAGGGGGACGGAAGGCACUCCUGGACCUUGAAGCAUUUCAAGAAACCAACCUACUGCAACUUCUGUCACAUCAUGCUGAUGGGUGUUCGGAAGCAAGGCCUGUGCUGCAUUUACUGUAAAUACACUGUCCACGAACGCUGUGUAUCCAAAAACAUACCUGGGUGUGUCAAAACGUACUCAAAAACCAAAAGGGGCGGCGAGGUGAUGCAGCACGCGUGGGUGGAAGGGAACUCCUCCGUCAAGUGUGACCGGUGCCACAAAAGUAUCAAGUGCUACCAGAGUGUCACCGCGCGGCACUGCGUGUGGUGCCGGAUGACGUUUCACCGCAAAUGUGAAUUGUCAACGUUGUGUGACGGUGGGGAACUCAGAGACCAUAUUCUGCUGCCCACUUCGAUCUGCCCCGUCACCCGGGACAGGCAAGAUGGGAAGUCGGAUGGUAGCAUGUCAGCCAAGGGUGAACUUAUUAUGCAGUAUAAGAUCAUCCCCACCCCGGGUACCCAUCCCCUGCUUGUCUUGGUGAACCCCAAGAGUGGAGGAAGACAAGGAGAAAGAAUUCUUCGGAAAUUCCACUAUCUGCUCAACCCCAAACAAGUUUUCAACCUGGACAAUGGGGGGCCUACUCCAGGACUGAACUUUUUCCGUGAUACUCCAGACUUCCGUGUUUUGGCCUGCGGAGGAGACGGAACAGUUGGCUGGAUUUUGGAUUGCAUUGAUAAGGCCAGGUUCGCAAAGCAUCCACCCGUGGCCGUCCUGCCUCUUGGAACAGGAAAUGACCUGGCCCGCUGUCUCCGCUGGGGAGGAGGUUACGAAGGGGGCAGCCUGACCAAAAUCCUGAAGGACAUCGAGCAGAGCCCCUUGGUGAUGCUGGACCGCUGGCACCUGGAAGUCAUCCCCAGAGAGGAAGUGGAGAAUGGGGACCAGGUCCCGUAUAGCAUCAUGAACAACUACUUCUCCAUCGGUGUGGAUGCUUCCAUUGCACACAGGUUCCAUAUGAUGCGAGAGAAACACCCUGAAAAAUUCAACAGCAGGAUGAAGAAUAAGCUGUGGUACUUUGAAUUUGGCACCUCGGAGACCUUCGCAGCCACCUGCAAGAAACUCCAUGACCACAUAGAGUUGGAGUGUGAUGGGGUUGGAGUGGACCUGAGCAGCAUCUUCCUUGAAGGCAUUGCUAUCCUCAACAUUCCCAGCAUGUACGGGGGCACCAAUCUCUGGGGAGAAACCAAGAAGAACCGUGCUGUGAUCCGGGAAAGCAGGAAGGUCGUCACUGACCCCAAGGAACUGAAACUCUGUGUCCAAGACCUCAGUGACCAGCUUCUUGAAGUGGUGGGGCUAGAGGGAGCCAUGGAAAUGGGGCAGAUCUACACUGGCCUGAAGAGUGCUGGCAGGAGGCUGGCCCAGUGCUCCUCUGUCUCCAUCAGGACAAACAAGCUGCUGCCAAUGCAAGUGGAUGGAGAGCCCUGGAUGCAGCCACCAUGCACGUGCGUAUGGGCACUGCGCUGGCCUGGGGAAUACCAAGGUGAAUUUCUUCUUCCUCUCGGAGUUCAUGUGCUCAGAAGUGGGAGAAGACUUACCACAAAGAAAUGUGCCACAAAUCACUAUCAUCAAAUGGUGCUAAACUGCACACCACAGAUUAAAAUCACUCACAAGAACCAAGCACCUAUGAUGAUGGGGCCUCCCCAGAAGAGCAGCUUCUUUUCGCUGAGGAAGAAGAGCCGUUCAAAAGACUAGACCAGGUGCCCAACGCCAGUGCAGCCAAGAGAGAAAGCAAGAAACUGAAACACACACACACACACACAUCACACCACACCGCCACACUCUCAAACCAGUGGAAGUAAAGCCACCCUCUAGGAAGAAAGCUUCACCCUGACAUCCGUUCUCUUACAACAGUGGACACCCCCCAACAAAGGCAGUGCCGGCGGGACGUGUUGAAAGGACUUAGGGCCCACCGGAUGUGGUUGGCUCAUGCAGCACCCUCCACGUUCCCUGAAGGCCUUGAGAGGGACUUCCUGAGACCGCAGGAGAAAUCCCCCUCUCUUUCCACUAGGCCCACAGGUUUCCUCACAAGGAGCAGGCUGCAGGUUUCCUGCCUUUGGUGAGAUCGGAUGUGGCCAAGGGAAAGCGCUCGCAUUCAGAGAGCUUGCACAAAGGUCCCUCUGUGCGGAGACAAGACAGCCUCCGCCUCUCAGAGCACAACCCUUGGCAGGGCUCAGCCCGCGCACACCGACUGCUCUGUCGGUCGGUUGUCCUUCGUUCUUCGAGCGACAGUCAGCUUCUCCUGGAACUUGCUGAGGAGGCAGAAAGUCUGAGGAAAGCUGCGUUUCCUUUCUCGGCCGUGCGCACGGUCGGUGGGCACUGCUUCUUUUCCCGGAGCCUGCUGGUGGCUGUGUGUUUGUUUAGAGCCGGCUUCCAGAGCCCUGGAGCUGCCUGCACAGCGCACCUUAGAUGUGGUAUUUAUUUUCUUAGUUCUGUGAACACCUGGGAGGGAAAGCGGAGAAACUGGAAUUUAUUUUUCAAAUUGGUGUCAUAAUAUUGUGUAAAAAGGGAAGAAAAAAAAAAAACACCCCCAGCUUCUUUCUUUUUCAAGCCAACGCGUGUUUCCUGUUUGAGUUCCAAGCCCUGGAGGCAGACUAUUCCUGAAGGCAAAGAAGAUGGGAGGGAAGGGCCUUUUGCCGAGGAGACCAGGAGACAGACCAUCAGGCGGUUCCCUCCUGCCUCUUUGUACCUACCGCUCCCAGAUUAAGACCUCAAGGCCCUUCUGAUGGUCCUAUGUGUGUGUACAUAUAUAUAGUAUAUAUAUUUAUAUGUAUAGAUAUUUAUUUACUGGUGGGUUUUUCCUGAUUGCAAAAAAAAAAGUAUAAGAACAGAAAAUGAGAAACAAAAAGAAGGUUCUUCCCCCCCCCCCCACUUCUUCCAUUUCAUUGUCAAUUUCCUGUGGUGAUCAUGAGAUUUAAGGGAAAUUAAAGUAGCUCCUUAUCAUAAAUAGACUGAGAAUUUCUAUUCUGGAUCCUCAAAACAACCAUGAAAGAUAUGCCAGGCAGGAUUUACUCUCCCAUUUGUCAGAUAAGGAAACUGAGUCUCAGAAAAGUUGAACUUGUCCGUGGUAUCCUGGCUAACGUGGCUUGGGAAUAGGUGCCACUGAGAAGAGAUUUAAUAGAGAAAAGCACCCACAUAUCUUGGAAUAGAGUCAUUUCUGGUCACUGAGAAGUGAUUCCAUUGGGAUCCAGGUUGCCAGGGAAGAAUGAAUGUGCAACCCACGUGUGGCCGGAACAAGCCCACACGAGAAAGUGAGGGCCACCCGAUGCUUCCCAGAGACUCUCUCUAGCCUGAACUGAUGAGAAUUUGGUCCGGGGUUGAAGGCACUAGAAGAUCAUCAAAUUAAACUCUCCACAUGUCACCUCAUCAUGGUCAUCAGUCUCUUGAUCUGGAAACACCCCUGGCGACAGGGAUGGCCUCAGUGGAGAGUCACGAGGAGGGCAGAGGCACCUCCUGCCGGGUGCUGCCAGCCAGCAUGACAUUUCAGUUCGGUGGGCUCCAUUCAUCUGGCGCCAGCAUGACCUCCUUCCCUGAGGGCACGUCUGUGGAGAGCUUUGUUGGCGCGUUUGCUUCCUUCAGCCUCCAUCCCCUCUGAGAUUUCUCAAGAGGAAAGCUGGGCCCACUCAACACCACUCCACUGAGCUCCCUCUGUCUCCUUUCACUGGGUCAGGAACUUCGGACAAGAAAGGGAAAAUUAAGAUUGCAUGUACAAAUUGAUUCUAACUCUGAAGGAAGCAGUCCACUAGGACCAGUCUAGGACAGAGAUCUAGAAUCAUCCUGCUCUACCUAACAGUGCAGAACACUGGGCAAAGGGAAAAUAGGCGGCCUGAAGCAUGUCCUGAAUGAUGAGCUCCUUGGUGAUGGGACCAACAAGCCCCAGAAUGAACAACAGGUACCAUCUUGGAAGCCACUUGAUUCUGAAAUGAAGGCAGGUUCAGUGCAAGGGUCACUGAUUCUAAAACAUUUACAGAAGUUUUUGCGUGUGUUCCAGCCCCAAUGUCCCAACGUUGAGGCUGUUGAGACACAGCACUGUCAACAGGUGAAACUGAUGCUCGAAGAUCACAUGUCAGAGACUGGCCCCUGCCUGCUCCACUCUAGUGCAUAGGACUUGCAGUGUUGCUUGAGAGACACGUCCCACGUCCUCCGUAGAGCCACAGAGUACAGCAAACAUCGGUGGAAUUGCACUUUCAGUGUUGUAACCUCAGUAAGUCUAGUGUUGUUUAAUCUGACUUUGCAACUCAUCCCUUAACUACUGUGACUGUGGUUUCAGUUCCCAUAGAAUACCUCAUCACAGUGGUCCUCCCAGCAGCCCCUGAGGUUGACAGAAAAGGUGGUUAUUGACCUCAUCUAAAUAAUGAGGGAAAACGAGGCUUAAUAAGACCUAGUGCCGUCUCAAAGUUAGGCAGUCAGGGGAGAAUCCUCCCUUAUUCCUCGUCCUGUUCUGAUUCUGACCAUGUCACAGACAUGUUUUCACCUGCCCCCACACGUCUGCCCCACUGGCAAUAAAAAGAAUGAAACAGAAACAGGAAA